CUCCUGUAAAGAACAGUUUGUGAGUGUUCAGUUUUUUUCCGGAGUUGAAGUUUUCAAUGCGGAUGUGGCAAAGCCAGUGAGUCUAAGGGUCAGUUCACCGCUAUAACUGGUUUCCAAGUUCCUCCUUGUGAGGGUACAUUUGGCCGUAUCGACAGUUUUAUUGCCCACUACCGCGUUAUUUGUGUUUUAAGGAGGCAGAACAAAAAGUGACGCCGUCAUUAAUGGAACGAACAUGCAAACUGCAGCCUUAGCUCGCAAGGAACAUCGACGCUGCUUUGAGCGUAACUAGAAAUGUAGAACAGAAUGCUCAAAGUAAAUAAACACGGCGGAGUGUUGUAGAUCUAUUUAUCCUCACGGUUUAAAACAUGAAUAUCAAUUACUGUCGUGAAUUUACAGUCAUGGUGCUUUUAGCGUUAUGCUUGAAUCGGUGUGUAGAACCCCGCCUGAAAAUCUGCAGAGAAAAAGGCGAGAGUGAUCCCAGUGCGGUGGUUACAGAAGCUGGAACCGAAGUGACUUUGCCCUGCAACGCCUCGAGCGUGCAGAGCGGCGUGCUGUGGAGACUCAAUGGCAGCGCCGUGCCUCCAAGCGUGAGCCACACUUUAAACGCAAUGGGCUCCAUCACUAUUGAGGGCACGUCUCUCUCGGCCAACGGAGUGUACAGCUGUCACAACAAUGUCAGUGGGGAACAACUGAUAAACGUCACUUUGGAAGUUGGAUAUCCACCAAAGAGACCCAAUGUGAGCUGCAGAGCCAUUAACCCACACAAGGUGAUUUGUAAGUGGUCAUCUGGCAGAGAAACGUUUCUUCCCAUCAAGUUUACCGUAGUCGUCAAAUCAAAGGACGCCGAUAUCAAAUGCAUCCCAAAGCGCCGCCGAAAUGAAUGUUCCUUCGCCGGCAAAUACAACGAACCGUAUCCCUACGCCGUGACUGUGGUUGCUAAAAAUGCACUUGGAUGUGAAGGAAGUGAAACUGUAAAGUUUUCCCUCAAGUCAAUCAUGAAACCCGACCCACCCAACAUUCUGAAAGUAAUUCCAGGCCAGGGUCGCCAGAGGCAUGUGUGGGUGAUCUGCUCUUAUCCAAGCACGUGGAACCACGCAGACAAGGGAUUCACGCUCACAGCUGAGCUGGAGUACAAAUCAAUGGAAGAGAGAAAUUACAGACAGAUCAAGAUCGCCACGUCUCGCGAAAAUGUAUGGGUGUUAAAAAUCCUUGAUUCCCAUCCUGGCACCUCGCGUGUGAUACGCGUGCGUGCCAAGGAUUUCCUCGAUUAUGGAAGAUGGAGUGACUGGAGUCCACCGACCUACGUAAACACAUCAAACGAAGAUGAAUCCAAAGUGGACAUUCCUAAGAAAUUUGACAAUGUGGCAAGCGCAACAAUUUAUAUAGAGAGCUCAGUGGAGUCUGAGCCAACACAAUAUCCAGAUGCUCUGAAAAAAGUCAAUCUGCAUGGUGGGACAAGCAAGAUAAGCGUAUUUUGUAUUGUUCUAUGUUCAGCCUGCCUUGCUCUGACCACAUUAACUGGCAUUGCCUUCGUGUACUUAAAAAAGAGGCGAAAAGAAGAUACGAGACAUCAGGAUGCCGUGGCAAGACAGGAAUUGGAGCCCUUAGCUGCUCCUGUUAUUUUGAUGAAUGGGGACAUGACCAGCACCAAUCCCAUCCACGAGACACCUCCCCAGGAUGAUCUCACUCGCAUUAAUUUAGACGAAUCCAAUCCCUUCGUGCAGGCCUUUGGAGAUCCAAGACUUCCCAUCAACAACAACGUGAUAAACUCGGAAUACUUUUACAAACGUAUAAAAACGUCUUUUUUAUUCCAAGAAACACAGGUUUAGGAUCAGACUUAAACAAGAACUGAUUGCCAGUUUGGAUAAUUUGCUUUGUAUGCACUUCUUUAGCACGGUAUGUAGCCAACCGUGCUAAAUGGAGGUGCUUAACAGCAAUACAGCCAAAUCUGGUGUUGUAGUCGAUCAUUGUUCACAUUUAUCCAGUCACAAUGACUUUUCCAGUACUGUAUUAAAACAUUCCUUUGAAGUUUUUUGUAAAAUAUAGUGGGAUAGUCAAAAUUAUAAUUCAUGGCGUUUUGGCCAUGGUCCCAUCUUGGUCUCAUGAUAUGAGCCUUUGCCAGAAUGCAGCGUGACAAUCGAUCUGUUAAGUCACGUGACAGGUUGUCGAUUUGUUUGGGACAGCCCGUGUGUUAAACAAGCACAACCCUGUAUUUUAAACGGUACCGAUGUGUCGGAUCAACUUUGAUGACUGUAUGUAACAUGUUCAAAUGUUAACUUGUUUCCAAUUUCAAAUAAAAAAAAUGUCCUGA
Molecule: messenger RNA, 2311 nt
Organism: Petromyzon marinus (sea lamprey)
Lineage: Eukaryota; Metazoa; Chordata; Hyperoartia; Petromyzontiformes; Petromyzontidae
Product: ciliary neurotrophic factor receptor subunit alpha-like
Molecular function (GO): protein binding
Source: RefSeq, a predicted model, not a curated record